Tribolium castaneum (red flour beetle) is the source of this 763-nucleotide messenger RNA. RefSeq names its product Insulin-like peptide 7 (gene Ilp7). The transcript is spliced from 4 exons. Lineage: Eukaryota; Metazoa; Arthropoda; Insecta; Coleoptera; Tenebrionidae. The coding region runs from base 147 to 581 and encodes 144 amino acids. The record is from RefSeq and is a predicted model, not a curated record.
UUGUAGGACGAGUUUGUUGAAGUUUGGCGAUUGCGCGUUGUGGGCAAUAUACAAAUGGUGGAGGCGCCGGGUUGUUCUUACUUCUUUACCAGUCCGUCGAUGUACACCUAAUCGAGCUAUUUUUCCACCGACUUUUGUUUGAAACAAUGUGGCUUCCGGUUUCUACAAUUGCCGCGCUUUGCGUCCUCCUCGACAUGUCCGAUACCACUCGAUCCGAAAAUGAACUCGAACUUGUCUUCAGAGACAGAUCACAAUCCGACUGGGAGGAAGCUUGGCAUAAAGAGAAAUAUACCCGAUGUCGUGAAACUCUAAUCAAGCAUUUGUACUGGGCUUGCGAGAAGGACAUUUACCGUUUGACUCGGAGAAGCGACCAAAGCUACAAUAAUUACAUCACUAACACGGACGAAGAGUUUCCAUAUUUGGCCCCGAAAAAAGCAAAAAGGUUGUUGCGUUUCCGAAGAGGUGUUAAUCGACGUGCUGGCGCUUCUAUCACUUCAGAGUGUUGCAAAUCCUCGGGUUGCACUUGGGAAGAAUACGCCGAAUACUGUCCAACAAACAAGAGAUACACUUCCUACGUUUAAUGCUUUGCAUUUUGGUUGAGUCAUUCAUUUAAUGUAUCUACCUAUGUAAGAAUGUUCGGAAAUAUAGAGAAAUGCAAAAAUUGGGUUGUAUUAUUACUUGCAUAACGACGAAACGCCUUUUAUUGUAAUUUUCUAUUUGAUCUUGUUUGUCUUUCAAAUUUAUAUUAUUAUUAAUGUGUCGC